Molecule: messenger RNA, 777 nt
Organism: Kogia breviceps (pygmy sperm whale)
Lineage: Eukaryota; Metazoa; Chordata; Mammalia; Artiodactyla; Physeteridae
Gene: MRPL20
Product: mitochondrial ribosomal protein L20
Biological process (GO): translation; ribosomal large subunit assembly
Cellular component (GO): mitochondrial ribosome
Molecular function (GO): rRNA binding; structural constituent of ribosome
Source: RefSeq, a predicted model, not a curated record
GGAAUCCUUGGGGAGGGUGGCGGCGGCGGCGCGACGCUCAGCUUGUUGAGCAGAGGCGCGGGCUGCGGGCGCCAUGGUUUUUCUCUCGGCGCAGCUCUGGCUGCGGAACCGCAUCACCGACCGCUACUGGCGGGUCCAGGAGGUGCUGAAGCACGCGCGGCACUUCCGGGGGAGGAAGAAUCGGUGCUACCGGCUGGCCGUCAGGGCUGUGACGCGAGCGUUCGUGCAGUGCACCCGAGCCCGCAGGCUGAAGAAGAGGAACCUGCGGACGCUCUGGAUCAGUCGAGUUACAGCUGCUUCCCAGGAACACGGCCUGAAGUACCCAGCAUUCAUCCUCAACUUGAUUAAGUGCCAGGUGGAGCUCAACAGGAAAGUACUUGCAGAUCUAGCCAUCUACGAACCAAAGACUUUUAAAUCUUUGGCUGCUUUGGCCAAAAGGAGGCGACAGGAAGGAUUUGCUGCUGCCUUGGGGGAUGGGAAGGAGCCCGAAGGCAUUUUUUCCAGGGUGGCACAGCACCUCUGAGGGGGAUGCUGACACCCACUGACUGCCCUUUGAGGCUGAGCAUCUUAGGAAAAGUUUUUUUUUUUUCCCCAUGCAGUGAUUAUACUAAAAUAGGGACUAAGAGUUGUUUGUCAACAGUGAGUAAGUUUGACUUGCAUUUGUGUUAAUUUACAUUUCAGUAACAGGCCUGAGAGAAAAGGCCUUAUCUUGCCUCUUUUGGCAUGGUUCAGAAAUCUCACAUGGAUUGUGUAAAUAAAGUUUGUGGGGAACGCAAA